AUGUCUCCUCUUAGCUCAUCUGAGACAAUAGAGUCCACCAUCGUGGUAAUCGGUGCUGGAAUUAUCGGCCUGACCAGCGCCCUCAAGAUCCAGCAAUUAAUAGCAGAGUCUCCAUCUGCUACAUCAACAUCAGUACUUCUCGUCGCUAAAGAAUGGCCGACUUCAAUCCCGGGUGCUCCGGUUGUCCAUUCGGCUGACUAUGCUUCUAUGUGGGCUGGCGCUCAUGUCCGACCCAUCCCCGCAUCAACGCCCCAGCUUCGCCGUGAAGCGAAGUGGGUAAAAGCUACUGUCGCCGAGCUGGAGAAGCAUCGUCAAAGUGAACCUGGAGUUGGAAUCCGUCGGCUACCAGGAAUCGAAUACCUUGAGGAUCCACCGGCGGAGUACAUCAAGCAAGACGCGGCGAGUUUCAGUGCUGAGACUGGAUUGCCGGGAUAUCGCAAGUUUGAGACUCAUGAACUUCCAGAGGGCUUAAAGCUUGGAUUUGAAUAUGAGACUUAUUGCAUUAACGCACCAUUUUACAGCGCCAACUUGCUUCGAAGGUUCAUUGUUCAAGGCGGUAAAACUGUUCAGCGAGACCUGAAGAGUGAAUGGGAAGCUUUCAUCCUGGAACCAGAUGUGAAGCUCGUGGUCAAUGCAAGCGGAAUGGGUUUUGGAGACGCCAAGUGUUUCCCCAUUAGAGGCCAAACGGUAUUGACGAAUUUCACUGCCUCCGAUAAAACCAUCACAACUCAAAAGAAGGACGGGACGUGGAGUUUUGUCAUCCCCAGAUCGUUUAACGGAGGAACAGUUAUCGGUGGUACCAAAGAAAUGGGCAACUGGGAUCUCGAGCCAUCGCAAGAGACACGCACUAAACUACUCAAGGCAGCGGAGUCCAUCAUUCCCCAAUCAUGUGGCCAGGAACAAGAUAUUGCUUCGCUCAAAGUGAUUAAAGAUAUCGUUGGAAGAAGACCCGCUCGUGAGGGAGGCAUGAGGGUCGAGACAGAAUCCAAGGAUACUACCUGGGGAGUCAAACAUGUUGUGCACGCGUAUGGAGCUGGGGGACGUGGUUAUGAGCUUUCUUGGGGCGUUGCGAGUGAAGUCGCGGAGCUUGUGAAGGAGGUGCUUGGCUCGCAGUCAGAGGCGAAAGCAAAGCUCUAG
Fusarium pseudograminearum CS3096 is the source of this 1137-nucleotide messenger RNA. RefSeq lists its product as uncharacterized. The transcript has 3 exons. Gene Ontology annotation, molecular function: FAD binding; D-amino-acid oxidase activity. Lineage: Eukaryota; Fungi; Ascomycota; Sordariomycetes; Hypocreales; Nectriaceae. The record is from RefSeq and is a predicted model, not a curated record. The coding region runs from base 1 to 1137 and encodes 378 amino acids.